Molecule: messenger RNA, 399 nt
Organism: Urocitellus parryii (Arctic ground squirrel)
Lineage: Eukaryota; Metazoa; Chordata; Mammalia; Rodentia; Sciuridae
Gene: Agrp
Product: agouti related neuropeptide
Biological process (GO): hormone-mediated signaling pathway; adult feeding behavior; positive regulation of feeding behavior
Cellular component (GO): extracellular region
Molecular function (GO): neuropeptide hormone activity; type 1 melanocortin receptor binding
Source: RefSeq, a predicted model, not a curated record
AUGCUGACUGCAGUGCUGCUAAGCUGUGCCCUGCUGCUGGCACUGCCAACCACGCUUGGGGCCCAAAUGGGAUUGGCACCCCUGGAGGGCAUCAGAAGGCCUGACCAGGCCCUGUUACCAGAGUUCCCAGGCUUAGGCCUGCAAGCUCUGCUAAAGAAGACUACUGCAGAACAAUCAGAAGAGGCUCUGCUACAGAAGGCAGAAGCUUUGGCAGAGAUGCUAGACCCGCAGAACCGUGAGCUCCGUUCCCCGCGCCGCUGUGUAAGGCUGCACGAGUCCUGUCUGGGACAGCAGGUACCAUGCUGUGACCCGUGCGCCACUUGCUACUGCCGCUUCUUCAACGCCUUCUGCUACUGCCGCAAGCUGGGUACGGCCACCAACCCCUGCAGCCGCACCUAA